UCUCGAACGGAACGAUCGCCCGAGAAGCAGCCGGAAACCCUCAUUUUCCGUCCGAUUAAUCCGAUGGUCGAAGACUCGAUGACGCAAGAACCCGUGGAGCAACUAGAAAGUUUCGAAUGCGGUUUUCUCUGAAGAUUCUCGCGCGAAAAUUACCCGUAAUUGACGAUCCACUGGAGUGUUAGUGCCCGAUCAAAAAUUGAUUCCAUCGAAUAGUUCUUCGUGCAGCCGAGAUAUUGUUUUCGAUCCUUCGACAGUGAAAAUAUUAACGAGUGAAGGGAUUCGUGGUAUUUAUGUGCACUACAAGGAUGCGUGAUCAAAACGGCGCCGUAUGAGAAUAUUAUAUACGCGCAUGUUUCUAAAUCGAAUCAACGGUAGUAUUAAGUAAUCCGAGGAAUUUCGGUUUAAGAAGAUCGCACGAGUAACACGUUUCGUUCUCGUGUUUCGAGAAUGACAGUGACGUUUCGUCGACGAGUGAUACAUUGAAAUUCUGUGACCAUUGCCGUUUCGCCGUGAAUCGCAGAAGAAACGAAGAGACAACGAGACUCGUGAAAGGGAAAUAUGAAUUUUUUGUGCCGUGCAAUCGCCUACUAUUUUCUAAUUGUUUAUUUAAAGGGUCUACUGCAAACCUUGAAGCUCUAUUCCGGACAUCCGGCGGAUUUGGUAAAGUGCACAGCGGACUUCAACUUCGAUGCGGAGGAGGAGACUGGCUCAGGCGAUAUUAUUCCCGAAUGGACGGACGGUUCGGGGGAUAUUGACCUUAAUAAGAUAGACAUCGGACGAGACGAUGACGAAGACAGAAGCGAGGAAAGCAAUCCACCGCCAUUCAUCACGCCCCCUCCUCCCAAUCCGGACUACAAAGGGCUGAAAGGUGAUAAAGGUGACAAAGGUGACAAGGGUGAGAGCGUUAGAGGACCUCCAGGACCGCCCGGUCCACCAGGACAGGAUGAGGGUCCACCGGGGAAGAAAGGAGACCCCGGCACAUGCUCGUGCAACGCAACAGCUCUAAUGGCGUCGUUUACGAUGCCGAAAAUGAUCCAAGGACCGAAAGGAGAGCCAGGAGUGUCUGGUCAAGAAGGGAAGCAAGGGCAAAUGGGGCUGACGGGAGCUGCAGGACCGCCUGGAGAGAGAGGACUCGAAGGACCAGCUGGCAUUAAAGGAGACAAAGGAGACGUGGGAAUACAGGGACCGGAAGGUCCGCAAGGACAAAAAGGAGAACCGGGUCGCGACGGUAUACAAGGGGAAAAAGGUGCCCAAGGACCUCCUGGUCCGCCAGGAAAAGGUCAAUUCUCCGGAUAUGAUCCCAGCUGGAAACCUCGAGGCAUCUAUGAGACGGAGGGCAUCACAAUGAGGCCAGGUCGACCAGGGCAGAAGGGUGAACCUGGAACGGCGGGAAGUGUAGGACCGAAAGGAAUUCCGGGUAUUCCCGGCUCCAAAGGUGACAAAGGUGACCUAGGACCUAAAGGCGCCAGAGGUGAUCACGGCAAAGAAGGCCUUAGAGGAGUGCAGGGAUUCAAGGGCGAACCCGGCGCGCCGGGAGCACCAGGACUUCCCGGAGCCCCAGGUGAAAAUGGAAGGCCGGCCGAAAAAGGUGACAAAGGUGACACCGGUCCGGAAGGGAAACCAGGUCCUGCAGGAGCUCCUGGACCGCCAGGCUUGCUUGGACUAGGUGUUCCCGGAGAAAUGAAUAUCAGUGAAACAGGGUUCAGAGGUAAAGGCGAGAAGGGCGAGACUGGGGGACGCGGGUACAAAGGCGAUAAGGGUACCAAAGGCGAGAAGGGAGACAAGGGUGACUAUGGUCCGGCCGGAAUUCCCGGCGUGAACGGCAUUCAAGGACCACAGGGCAACAAAGGUGACCCUGGCAAGGAUGGUGUUCCCGGGACGCAGGGUGUCCCUGGCGCGAAAGGCGAGAGGGGUGAGAGAGGUCCUCCUGGCGAGACCGCCAUAGCGAACUCCGCCGGCUACAUCACCGUCAAGGGCCAAAAAGGCGCGGAGGGCAAGAGAGGCAGAAAAGGACGAGCAGGCGACCCGGGGCCAGCAGGUCCUGUGGGACCACCCGGGAAGCCGGGAGUUAUGGGAGAGAUUGGGUUGCCUGGAUGGGUGAACAGUAUGAAAGGCCAUCCUGGUUCUCCCGGACUUCCCGGACCUGUUGGACCAGCAGGACCCAAGGGAGAAAAAGGAGAGCCCGGAACGCCGAGCCCUUACGGAGUUCCCGUCGGUAUAAAAGGCGAGAAGGGAGACAACGGUUUUCCUGGUAUUCCCGGACAAACAGGCAGGGACGGUCAAAGAGGACCUCCAGGACCCCCUGGACAGCCUGGACCGCCUGGACCACCGUCUCAAGGGAAUUACAUUCCAGUUCCAGGGCCGCCAGGUCCUCCAGGACCACCGGGACCAGCCGGAAUGUCUUUGGCUGGCCAGAAAGAGGAAUCGGGAAUCGGCAGAAGUCAUAUUUUCGGUGAAAGGGACUACUACGGCGUUAGGCAAGGGCUCAGAUCUAGUCUGGACGAGUUGUUGGCUCUUCGCGAACUGAAGCAACUGAAACAAUUAAAAGAACACUUAGACACUGCGAACGCUGCAACGAGAGGUCCUGUAGAGAGCACCACGAAAAUAGUACCGGGAGCGGUGACAUUCCAAAAUACGGAGGCCAUGACGAAGAUGUCCGCUGUAAGUCCAGUUGGCACGCUUGCGUACAUCAUCGACGAACAAGCGUUGCUUGUCCGAGUGAACAACGGCUGGCAAUAUAUUGCACUGGGCUCGCUUUUACCUAUAACCACUCCGGCGCCACCAACCACGUCACCGCCCCCGGCAAAUCCACCUUUCGAGGCUUCCAACUUGAUCAACCAGAUACCCGUGAAAGCAGAUGGAACAGGGUGGUACCCUCGAAUGUUACGAAUGGCCGCUUUGAACGAACCGUUCACCGGGGACAUGCACGGUGUGCGGGGAGCCGAUUACGAUUGUUAUCGGCAAGCAAAACGGGCAGGUCUGAGAGGUUCGUUCCGUGCAUUCCUCAGCUCUAGGGUGCAGAACGUCGACAGCAUAGUGAGACUCGGAGAUAGAGACCUACCUAUCGUCAACAUAAAGGGCGACGUCCUUUUCAAUUCUUGGAAGGAAAUGUUCAACGGGAACGGAGCGUACUUUUCGCAGAAUCCUAGAAUCUACAGUUUCAACGGAAAGAAUAUCCUCACUGAUUUCGCAUGGCCGGAGAAGGUGGCAUGGCACGGAUCGCACAAAUUAGGGGACCGAGCAAUGGACACGUAUUGCGACGCUUGGCACUCGAGCAGUUCCGAUCGUUAUGGAUUAGGAUCACCUUUGACGGGUGGACGGCUCCUGGAGCAAGUUCGUUAUUCCUGCGAUAAUAAGUUCGCGCUGCUCUGUAUAGAAGUGACUAGCGAGCCGGCGAGGAGGAGGAGGAGAAGCGUCGAGGCCGCGGUGGACGAGGAAGAAAUGUCGGAGAAUGAUUAUAUAGAGUACUUGGACACGCUGAUGAAAAAUUAAAGCCUACUGAUUCAACCGAACGACAAACAGAAGCGAUUCGCUGGUCGCACCAAAAUGAAUUUCGGGCGGAUCGGUCGGCGAAUCGAAACGAGCUCCAACGGGUUGUUCCUCUAACGGGGGAUAAGAAUUUGACGAUCAUCUCGUUUCGAAAGAAAGAAAAUAAGAAGAAAAGAAAAAGCAGAAAAAAGAAAAAUACUGAAACACGUAAAAUCUAUCUUUAACUCCAAAGGUUAUAAUCCAUAAUCGCGAGUCGUUAGUCAACGCUUCACCACGACUUUCCGUUCUCUUUGUAAGAAACAAGACUGAUCGUCAGUAGACAUCGUUCAUCAGUGUGUCGUAUACCGAUCGCUCGCAUUCUUGGUCCGUCGGGGAUUAUUUGCCUGCGAACACUCGGACGUCCCGAUCCCAGGGCGUCAUUUAAGGGUCUCCGCGUCGCGAUAAACGUCCAGUCACUUUAGAGACUACUGUCGCGAGAUAAGAUUCUUGAAGUCGCGACAAGGAUCCCCGUCGGAAGUCAUAAUUUUACUUUUAAGGGGAACGAGAGGGAAGAAACGGAGGAGUUGAAUAAAGAAUCGCAAACGUACUAACUUAAACUAAUGGCUGUCCUACGACCUAAAAUAACAAACGAAGAUCAUAUCCGCGAUCGAAUUGCAUUUACACUUUAGCCAGUUACUUACAUAUGAGUGUGUAUGUUAGAUGUAAGGAACGAGUUGAUUAACAAAAGAAGAGAAAAUAAAGAAAGAAAGAAGAAAAUAACGAUUCCGCAAGACCAUUCUGUUUCGUGAGCGCAAGGAAUCCGGAUUUAUGCUCCUUGUACAAUUUUCCAUACGACGCGUCGCGAUGCGCGGAACGCUUCUAAAAAUGUGGUAGGUUAUUUCGAGGACAGAUCGCGUAAGUGGAAAAUACUUUGCAUUGUUUUUUGUACGCAUAAUCACAAGCAGAUUAUAGUUUCCGGUUGGUCAAAUCGCUUUUCGUUCAGACGUCUUUUCUCUCAUGCCAGUGUGAACGCACGAAAGAAUUAACCCUUUCACGACUAACGGAACGAUAAAUUCAGUUUUCGAAGAAUAUUUCGGUGACAUUCAUUUUUAUUUUCGACGGAAUAAUUGUUGCAUGCUUUUUAAAAAACAGUUCGCCUUGGAAGGGUUAGAUGAGUUACGUGCAGAUAAAGUGACCCAAUCCCUCCCAUUAUUAGAUUUUAUUGAAAGUGAAGGUAAGGUGAGUCAGCGAACCACCGUGAUAACAAGAUAUCUAAGUUUUACUUAAGAUAUAUCUAUAACUGUACAAGACUGAAUUACAUACAACUGUUAGUCCUCUUUCAGUAAUAGUUUUAUCCAUCUCGGGAAAUGUCACUUUUAUCGUUAUUUCAGAAAUCGAAGUAUUUUCUUAAAAC
Molecule: messenger RNA, 4882 nt
Organism: Nomia melanderi (Alkali bee)
Lineage: Eukaryota; Metazoa; Arthropoda; Insecta; Hymenoptera; Halictidae
Source: RefSeq, a predicted model, not a curated record